AUGGAUACGGCGAGUAAGAUCAAGGAGAUCCUUACUCAGAUAGGCGAUCAGGAGCAUGAUAGCUAUGCCCAGCUUGUCGGGCAAAAUAAAAUACUAAGUGAUGAAGAAUUUUAUGAUCUUUACAGCCAGCAAGAGAAGCUCAUGCGCUUCAACCCCAAGCUCCAGACUGCAGCACUCCUUGAGCCGGUCAUUUCCUUUAUUCCACAUAAGCAUGUGGAGUUUCAGGAGCUAAAUGGAUUCUCCAUCCGCAGGGUCCACCAAGACGCCGACUCCAAGCCACUGGAGGCCGUCGUUAGCCCUGCUUACAAGGACAUGAUCUUCCGUCUUUAUCCUAACAUCAAAGCCCUGUACGAUACUGUUUCUAAGGAGGGUCCCAACUUUGAGUCUGACUUCUGGCUUCACGUCAUCUUUGAAUUUGAUGAUCACGCUAAGAGUAACUACAUCACUGAGUUCAAGACAUCUGGUCCUGGAGGGACUCGUAAGACUACCAUAAUGCCCAGCACUAGCUUUAUGGACGACUCCAGCAAGACCAUGACACACCUGCUCAACGUUAUCAAGCGCUCUUUCAGCAAUAAGCACGAUCGCUUCAGAAACUUAUUCGAUAUUAACAACAUUCACAUCAAUCUUCUAAGUGUUGUUGGAGACAUUACGCUGUUCGGUUCCCACAACCUUCAGGAAGAGUCAGCAGACACGCCCUCCAAAGGCUUCAGGUGCAAGAUAGAUGAUUUACUAUAUGAUACCAACGGUGGAAGUACGGUGAAUCUCUUGACAGUGAUGGACGCUAACGAUAAGCUCCAGGGGAACAGUGCCCUCUUCCAACCGCACACAUCGUAUGGCGUAGGCGACGACAUUCAUAACUGUUACCGCAACGCAUCCAAUUUUGUUCUGAUUCGAUCCAUACAAGCCUACAACAUGCUUCUCAUGAAGGACAUUGGGCACGGAAACCUGCUAAACGCACACAUCAUAGACUACGAAAAAAUGGUUAACACCUGCAUAUUAGAUGGGGUGUACUCCGAGCCGCCUCUAAAGCGAAGCCUACCACUAAAGAGCAUUAACUGGCCUGCAAAAAAACUUUCUAACGAGGGAAUGCCGCACGAGGAAAUCACCAAAAAGAAUAAUUCCUUCAGGGAGCUUCUUAGGACCCGGCAUGCUGCAGCAGGCAUGGGUGGAGACACCCUCUCCAAGAAGGCCCUUAUGUCGUGCUUUUCUCGCCAGGAGAGCGGAAAGGAGUUCCCCUACCAGCAAAUUCAGUCAGAUAUACACGAGAACGUGCACAGCACGGCAGGUGAUGCUAUGCAGAAGCAAGAUGCUGUCUAUAUCAAAAACUUCCAAUGGCUCUAUGACUUUUCACGGUACAUAAUGACAGUCCUGUUCUCCGACAAGUUCCAGGAGCUUCGCGGCAAUAAGCCCGCGUUCAAGCAAAAACUCAGUCGUCUGUACAAGCAGCUAGAUUGCCUUGAAAACAACUUGACGACGUACUCUACCGAUUCGAUCCUUUUCCGGUUCGAGAACAGGAUAAAGAAGAUAUUAAAGCUCACAGAAGACGCUCUUGACACCAGCUGA
Giardia duodenalis is the source of this 1563-nucleotide messenger RNA. RefSeq lists its product as uncharacterized. The coding region runs from base 1 to 1563 and encodes 520 amino acids. The transcript has a single exon. The record is from RefSeq and is a predicted model, not a curated record. NCBI's taxonomy places the organism in Eukaryota, Fornicata, Diplomonadida, Hexamitidae.